Messenger RNA from Diabrotica balteata, 1723 nucleotides. The record is from the annotation of a GenBank genome assembly. Lineage: Eukaryota; Metazoa; Arthropoda; Insecta; Coleoptera; Chrysomelidae.
UAAAAAAAGUAUUGAAGUACAAAGUAAAUUAAUAAUUUAAGCCAUGGUCAUUAGCUUUAGUUUCACUUUUUCAGUUAUAACAAUUUAAACUAAUAUUGUAUUGUGUUGAAAUUUAUUUAGUCACUUUAAUAUUUAUAGGUAUAAUAACCGUGGCUUUGUCCAUGUUUUAUCGAUAAAGCCCAUAUUUUUUAGAAUAUUGCAUGCGUAAAAAAUCGUCACAAGUAGUCUAGCAGCAAUAGACAGACAUUAAGUUUUUUUACUUUCAUAAUAUAAAGAACCUGUAAAUUUAGUAUUAACGGUUUCACUUAUUCUUGCAUUCUUGCUUCAGAUAAUGUCAUAUUCCCGGAACCCACGAAUAUUACGUAUUAUGGCAGCUUUGGAUACUAAUAAACAACCCAUGACAAGCAAUAUUCACAGAGUAAUGUCUAUGGACAAACUACAUCACACUUCUCAUGCUGUAAAUGAAAAUACAUCACUUAAUUUAGUUGAGUCUCAACACUUCCCAGAAACGGUGACAUCAUGUAAUCCGUCUACUGAUGAGCAAAGUGCAGAAACUUCCAGAUCUCCUUCUGUUUUGCAAGUACAACAACUACUACAAACUGAAUCAGUAACUCAUUCGGUUGCCGAUUUUGAAGAAAAGGAAUGUUUUGUACAAACAACGUCCAAUGAUACGAGGGAGAAGGACAAUUGUGACUUUCUGAGAUUAGUUGCAGAUAAUGAAGGAAGUGAACAUGUUCCAAGCUCCAGAAAAAGAUCUAUUUCUCCUAGGUCAUCAUCAUCAUGUUGCUCGUCAUCUAGCUCAACCUCGUCAUCUAGCUCAACCUCAUCAUCUUCACCAAAUACAUCCACAUCAGGUAAAGACUUUUCUUCCGAUGAUGCAGAUCGAGAUCCGGAUUACAUACUAGCAACUCCAAAUAGACGCAAAUCAUACAGUCCCAUUUUAGAACGUAACGAUAUAAUGCAAGAAGUUCAAGAAUUAAAUAACGAGGAAAAUAAUGUAAAUCUUCCUGCUGAUAGCAAUAUAUCGAAAAAACGAAGGCGUAAACAUUUCAAUCAUUUGUCUGUACAGCAAGAAGCUAAAAAACAACGCAAUAGUGGACAAAAAUAUACUUCCAUGUCCAAAAUGAAGAAGAUCAUCCCUGAGAAGAAGAUAGGACCUCCAUGUGAUGAAAAAUGUCGAUUAAAGUGUAAUGAAAGAAUUACACAAGAACAGAGACAAACGAUAUUUGAUGACUAUUGGAAAUUGGCUGACCUUAUGAGGCAAAGAGAUUUUAUAUCAAAGUGUAUUUCUAAAAUUAAACCUAAAUAUCAGUAUAAAGUUCACAACAGUAACAGAGGUCCUAAACAUUCAUUUUCAUUUGAAAUCAAUAAUUGUACACAGCGAGUUUUCCAGGACUGUGUUUCUUGCUGUCCGAUAAAGCCUCUUUCGGGCCUAGCAUCAAACCUACUGCCAACAAGCGAUGCCUCAGAUCUCUCGCCGGGAAGUGGAGACCAGCGCUCUUCUAGCGUUGCCGAACUCAGAAGAAAAGCCCAAGAACACUCUGCGGCGUUACUGCAGAGUUUGCAGCAUGUAGCCAAUUUUCAACAAGCUGCGAAUUUUGCGGGUGCGAGCUUAAACUUCCCGCUUUUGCCACCGUUGACGUUACAGGCGUUACAAAGAAAGCAUGAAACUAUUGAAGGAACCGGAGGGGAGAAUAGUUCAAAUAAAGAGGCGUCGGUUUAA